AUGUGGCGUCUCUGUGGAUUUGUUUUGCUCUUUGGCGGCUUAGUUUUUGCCCAGACCUUCGAAGAGGAUCUAGACAAGGAUCUCCCGCCGGACGAGGAUGAUCCCAUUGGCAGCAACAAGGAGCUCUCGGAUUUGGUCAUCACCACGGCUCUGGGAAAAAUCAGAGGAACUAUCCUGCCCUCGCAGUCGGGUCGCAACUUCUACGCAUUCCGCGGCAUUCCUUAUGCCAAGCCACCAGUGGAUCAACUGCGAUUCCAGCCACCCGAACCCGUGGAGCAGUGGUUCGACGUCUUCGAUGCCACCUUCGAUGGCCCCAAGUGCCCGCAGCUGGGACUCUUUAGUGGCGAUGUCAACGAAGAUUGCUUGAGGGUGAAUAUCUACACCAAGGAGCUGCCCAGCGAGUCCCAGCCGAACAUAAGAAGACCCGUGAUUGUGCUGAUCCACCCUGGAGGCUUCUACUCCCUCUCCGGGCAGAGUAAGAACUUUGCCGGUCCCCAGUACUUCAUGGAUCGUCGACUGGUGUUGGUCACCUUCAACUACCGCUUGGGAUCUCUGGGUUUUCUGGCUACUGGAACCAAAGAGGCAGCCGGCAAUAUGGGCCUUAAAGAUCAGGUUCAGCUCCUUCGCUGGCUGAAGUUGCACAUCUCCCGGUUUGGUGGCAAUCCCAAUUCCAUCACUCUCCUGGGCUACGGGGCUGGAGCCAUGGCUGUCACCCUGCACAUGGUAUCCCCCAUGUCGAGGGGCUUGUUUCACAGAGCCAUCGUUAUGAGUGGAGCAGUGACGGGUCAGUGGAAUCUGCCGGAUCACCAGAUGGACGUGGCCACCAAACAAGCCACACUUCUGCACUGCCACACGGAGAAUACCACGGAGAUGCUGGAAUGCUUGAGAGGAAAACAUUAUCUGGAAUUCGCCAACACUCUUCCGAAAAUGUUUGAAUUCGACAGAAACAAUCCCUUGAUACUUUGGAAGCCAGUCAUAGAACCGGAUUUUGGACAGGAACGUUUUCUAGUGGAGGAUCCCAUCAGAAGCUAUCAGAAUGAUGAGUUUAUGAAGGUUCCCAUCAUUACAGGCAUGACCAAAGACGAAUUUGUGGGUCCAGCCUUGACCAUCCUCCAAAGUCCCUCUCUGUUGAAAGCCCUGAACGAGAACUUCGAGACCUUGGCUCCUGUGUUUUUCAUGUUUAAUGCCAGUGAUCCCCGGGCGGGUAACAUCAGCCAGGAGCUGAGGGAACAUUACUUCCAGCAGGGGCCCAUCGAAGCCAAUCGCUCUCUGGAGGCCUUGUCCAAUCUCUACUCGGAUGCUCUGACUGGCUUUGGCAUUCAUCGGUUUGUCCAUCUGGCCGCCAGGUCCACCAAGGUGUACUACUAUCGAUUUGCGUACCAGGGUUCCAGGAGUCACAUCUAUUACCCAGAGGAUGCCCCCUAUGGAGUAGUGCACCAUGACGAUCUGAUGUAUUUGUUUGUGGAGCCCUCGAUAAGUCGCAUGUUUACGGAGGAUGAUGCCGAGUUUCAAAUGGUGGACAUUAUGGUGAGGAUGUUCUCGGCCUUUGCUUAUAAAGGUGAUCCCAACAAGCCCACCGACAGCGCUCUGAGGGACAUUCGCUGGCGCCCUUUCAGCUUCAAGAAACGCUACUACCUGGAUAUUGGCCAAAACCUAACCCUCCAGGAGAAUCUGAAUGCAGAGCGCUACGAGAUCUGGAAGCGACUGUUUCCCCUCAACUGGCGACGUCAGGCCUAGGAUGUGGCAGCGAUGACGGCUACUGUACUUUUCAAAU
Drosophila bipectinata is the source of this 1774-nucleotide messenger RNA. Its product is annotated as carboxylic ester hydrolase. The record is from RefSeq and is a predicted model, not a curated record. NCBI's taxonomy places the organism in Eukaryota, Metazoa, Arthropoda, Insecta, Diptera, Drosophilidae.